CGCGCCGACGCUGGUCGCUCGCGACGGCAGGACGUCGGUGAAUCACAGCGAGUCGGCGGAGAUCCCGCCGGCGCCCUCUGGUUCGAGAUCGAAGGUCGGCGAUCGCGCAGCGGGGAGAAUCUCUUGGCCGGGUGUGCAGCGAGAGAACAGGAAGCUGCGGGAAGAGUUUGCGAGGAAGCGGCAGACGAAGGGCUACCAGCAGAUGCUGGCUGACAGGCAGAAACUUCCAGCGUGGUCUCACCAGAAGCGAAUCCUGGCAGCACUAGAAGAAAACCAGGUUGUUGUCGUUAGUGGAAUGCCUGGCUGCGGCAAGACGACGCAGGUGCCUCAGUUUGUGCUCGACGAGCACCUGGCGGCCGGGCGACACUGCAGCAUCGUCUGCACGCAGCCGCGCCGCAUCUCGGCGAUCGCCGUCGCCGAGCGCGUCGCGAGCGAGCGAUGCGAGAGGCCGGGCAGGGCUGCCGUCGGCUACCACAUCCGCAUGGAGAGCGUUCAGUCUGCGUCGACGCGUCUGCUGUUCUGCACGACGGGAGUUCUGCUGCGGCGGCUGGAGCAUUCGUCCGGCAUCGAAGCUGUGACGCACAUCUUCGUUGACGAAGUCCACGAACGCAGCGAGGAAAGCGAUUUCCUGCUGAUGGUGCUGCACAACCUGCUGCAGGAGCGGACGGACCUCCGCGUACUGCUGAUGAGCGCCACGCUCAACGCAGACCUCUUCUCGCAAUACUUUGGCGGCUGCCCGCUCGUUCACAUCCCUGGGAGAACAUUCCCUGUCGACCAGUACUUCUUGGAAGAUGCCCUACAGGUUACAAAGCACGUCGUCGAGGAGAACUCUUCGUUCUCGAAGCAGCUGAACCGCUCCGUGGACGUCAUGGGAGACAUAGAGGACCAUCUGAAACAGUUGGAGGGAUUCACAGUCAAGACGAGUCUGUCCGACCAGCAACUCAAUCUGAAGCAAUUCUGCUCGAGAUACGAAGGCUGGCCAAAGCAAGUGCUUAAGUCUUUGGCCACGAUGGACCAUGAAAAGAUCAACUAUGACCUGAUAGUAGAUUGCUAGAAUGGAUUGCUUUGAAAGCACCAGCAUCCUAAGGAGGGUGCAAAUCCUUGUCUUUCCUGCCCGGCUUUUGCAGAAAUAUCGACCCUGUAUGAGCAGUUACAGGGCAGCAAAAUAUUUGGCCAACGCUCGAAAAUCUUCCACCUGAUCCCGCUUCAUUCGAGCCUGUCGAGUGAAGAUCAGCAGUCUGUCUUUAACAAAUCAAAGCCCGGUGUGAGAAAGGUCGUUAUCUCGACGAACAUCGCGGAGACAUCGAUCACGAUCGACGACGUCGUCUACGUCGUAGACGCCGGCAAGAUGAAGGAGAAGCGAUAUGACCCGACGAAGGGCAUGGAGAGCCUCGAGGUGACGUGGGUGUCACGCGCGAACGCCACACAGCGCAUGGGUCGCGCGGGCCGCGUCAUGCCAGGAGUCUGCUUCCACCUGUUCACGAGCCAUCGGCAUAAGCACAACCUGAGAGAAGAUCCGGUGCCAGAGAUUCAGCGUGUUCCACUCGAGCAGCUUGUGCUGCGUCUCAAAAUGCUGCCACUGUUCGAGGGCCAAGGAGCUUUGGAAGUGUUGUCAAAGACUAUUGAGGCACCAAAGACCAGCAGUGUAUUAGACGCAGUAAGCCGACUACAUACUCUUGGUGCGUUGGACCCAAACGAAGCCCUGACACCACUAGGCUACCAUCUGGCACAGCUACCUGUAGAUGUGAGAAUUGGCAAGCUUAUGUUGCUGGGAGCCAUCUUUCGCUGCCUGGAUCCAAUAUUGACAAUUGCUGCCUGCCUGAGUUUUAAGUCUCCAUUCGUUGCACCGUUCGAAUUGAGAGAUGAGGCAGAUAAGAAGAAGCGAGAGUUUGCAAUGGGCUACAGUGAUCAGCUGACUGUUCUUAAAGCUUACCAGGCAUGGAGCAGAGCUUGUGAGCAAAGUUCACACUCAGGCUAUAGAUACGCACAGGCAAACUUCCUCAGCCACAAAACUCUACAGAUGCUUGCAAGUAUGAAGCGGCAGUUUGUUGAACUAUUAUCUAGUAUAGGAUUUGUAAAAGAGGGUCUCAAGGCCAGGCAAGUCGAGAGAGCCGGAAAGAAUGGAAGAGAUGGCAUACUUGAAAGUACUGGUGUAGAGGCGAAUAUGAAUGCAGAAAGCACAAAGUUAGUGUCAGCAUUGAUCUGUGCUGCCCUCUACCCAAACGUGGUUCAGGUUCUCACACCUGAGAUUAAGUAUCAUCAAAGCAGUACAGGAGCUGUUGUUAAACAGCCAAAAGCCGACGAUCUGAAGUUUAAAACCAAGGAGGAUGGUUAUGUUUUCAUUCAUCCUUCAUCAGUGAACCAUCAAGUAGGCCACUAUGAGAGUCCAUACCUGGUAUAUCAUGAAAAAGUAAAGACCUCAAGGGUUUUCAUAAGGGAUUGCUCCAUGGUUGGCAUCUAUCCACUGCUGCUGUUUGGAGGGGGUCAGCUACACAUUGAGAUGGAGAUGGAAACCUUCAUCGUUUCACUGGAUGACGGGUGGAUACGAUUUAAAUCCGCCUCACACCAGGUAGCAGCGCUUGUCAAGGAGCUGAGGCGGGAGCUGGCUGAGCUGAUGGCACAGAAGAUCAACAAUCCCCAUCUAGACCUUUAUGGGUGUAGUCGCGGCAGCCGCAUUAUUGCUGCCAUAGUGACGCUGAUAAGCACGCAGUGAUGUACGUCCACCACCGUGUCUUUAUACCUACUAAAGCAGCUCCAGCAUUGUAUGCGCACAUUUUGUAUUGCAAUAACAGAUGGCAGUUUGAUAUUUAUCAUAAAUUUUUAGUCCGAAUUUCAGUUUGAAGAAGUAAGGGCUAUAUGUCAUUGGAAUCAGGUGUGAUUGCGUGACACUGUGAUACUGUCAGUUAAUAUCAGUAGUAACCGAAAUCACAACUACAAUUCACUUUGCUUCACAUACAAUUUUCAUAUUUGACGUGCAUAUAUAUAUAUUGUCAGUCGUGGCAAAAAAUACAUGGUCAGUCCAAAUAUGGAGCUAAGUUGUCAGAGGUCAGUGGGUAUUAAGACGUAUUUCAAGAGAUUAGAUACACUUAGCGAGAAGCAUUUAUUUCAAAUGAGAACUUAGCAUGGUUGUGACAUAAGCGAAAGGUGCUUGCAAUCAACUUGCUUCUGUUAUGCUAAGACUACAUAGCAAGUCCUGCGCUAAGCUUUAGGGUCAAAUAUUGCUUGAUUGUUUUACUAUUUAUUUAUCAUUAAGUGGGAGAAUAUCAACAGUAAAUAAAGGAUGCACUUGGCUUAGUGUAAAAACCA
Molecule: messenger RNA, 3306 nt
Organism: Priapulus caudatus
Lineage: Eukaryota; Metazoa; Priapulida; Priapulimorpha; Priapulimorphida; Priapulidae
Product: putative ATP-dependent RNA helicase DHX57
Cellular component (GO): intracellular anatomical structure
Molecular function (GO): ATP binding; RNA binding
Source: RefSeq, a predicted model, not a curated record